Molecule: messenger RNA, 1508 nt
Organism: Notodromas monacha
Lineage: Eukaryota; Metazoa; Arthropoda; Ostracoda; Podocopida; Cyprididae
Source: the annotation of a GenBank genome assembly
AGGAAACCAUUCGAACUGCUCUAGCUAUGGGCGCGGACAAGGGGAUCCACGUAGAAAUUCCGAAUGCCGAUAUGUCAGUGUUUCAGCCAAUCCACGUAGCCAAAAUUCUGGCAGCUGUUGCCAAGAAGGAGAAGAUAGACUUAAUCAUUGUUGGAAAACAAGCGAUAGAUGAUGAUGCCAACCAAACUGCGCAGAUGACCGCAGCUUUGCUCGAUUGGCCUCAAGCUACGUUUGCAUCUAAGAUAGAAAAGGCAGGCGAUGAUCUUGCAGUUACCAGGGAAAUCGACGGGGGUUUGGAGGAUGUCAAAGUGAAGAUCCCGGCAGUUAUUUCAGCAGAUUUGCGAUUAAAUGAGCCUCGGUAUGCGACGUUACCUAACAUAAUGAAAGCCAAGAAGAAGCCUGUUCAGAAGCUGAGUCCAAAGGACCUCGGAGUCGACAUUUCAUCCCGAAUCAAAGUGAUAUCCGUCGAGGAUCCACCGACUCGUCAAGCCGGCAUCAAGGUUGAUGAUGUCGAUAGCCUUGUCGCCAAANUUUUUUUCGAAAGUGGAGUGGAUGCGUACAAAAUGGCAGACUCGAUUAAUAUGCGGACUGUGCGGCGAAUAGAUGCUUCUGUGAACUCCAUCGUCUGCUCCGCAAAGCAGGUGCAAUUAUAUGAGCACGAAAACGGCAGCUGGGUGAAAGCUGAUUAUGCCGGCGGCUUCCAUAUUUGCUCAAGAGCUGCUUCGCCGUAUUUCACAAUGGUUAUUGUUACAAAAACAAGCACGAAGCUGUGGGUUGAACCGUUGUUACCAGAUCUGGAGUUCGAGCAUCAACCUCCGUUUCUUCUCUAUCGUACAAAGCACGGUCAGAUUUAUGGGCUGUGGUUUUACGACCGUGCGGAGUGUAGUCGGAUUAUGGAAGUGCUCCAGUCGAUCCGCGUCGAGCAUCGACAGAUGUUGCAUGAUCGACAAGAAGAGCAGCGCGCUUUGGUAGCUAAUUCUCGUCGCAGACAAAAGUCCAUGCUUCAGUUGCUUGUCGAAGGGCACAAUGAAGCCAUUCGGGCGCAGGAUUUUGACGAUUCCGCCGGAGACGCAGACGACGAAGAUUUCGACCCAUACGAAUGUGACGAAGAAAGGCUGGAAGAACCUAAACUUUUCAAACCCAAACCGUUGAGACCACAAGCCGGAGACCCGGCCAUAGUCGGUGGAGAACUGGUGGAAGUAGGGUUUAGAACGACGAGGGAAGAAACGUAUUCAGAAACCGUCGGAAUGUCUCAACCAGAGAAUAUUCUCAAGAAAUUGUUCUCGAAUGCUACAUUUGAGAGCGAUGCUCCGUUACGGGUGGCGGCGACCGAAGCCCCGGUUUGUGACUUCACUGCCAUUGGUAAUACUGCUACUACGUCGGAAGAAGAUAGCGUUGGAGCGGGUAGUGUGAAAUCCACGCGCGGAGGGUUCGAGGCUGAAUUUUUAUCCAAAUUCGAAAAUGAGGCCGACGAAAGCGUGAACCAUUCGGAUACCCCACCGUUGCUG